AUGUCCUCCGACUCAGGAAUGUCCUUCGACCCAGGAAUGUCCUCCGACUCAGGAAUGUCCUCCGACUCAGGAAUGUCCUUCGACUCAGGAAUGUCCUCCGACUCAGGAAUGUCCUUCAACUCAAGAAUGUCCUUCGACUCAGGAAUGUCCUUCGACUCAGGAAAUGUAACAACUUUCCGGCACGGUUCCGGCCAAAAGGAGAUUUCCGGCAGAUUUCUUAGAUUUCUCUUGAGCAAUUUGCAAAUUCAUGAAGAUUUUGGAGAUCUUGUAAAAAGAUGCGAAUUCAAGAUUUAG
This is a messenger RNA of Vicia faba (fava bean), 294 nucleotides long. The record is from the annotation of a GenBank genome assembly. Lineage: Eukaryota; Viridiplantae; Streptophyta; Magnoliopsida; Fabales; Fabaceae.